Molecule: messenger RNA, 1998 nt
Organism: Adineta ricciae
Lineage: Eukaryota; Metazoa; Rotifera; Eurotatoria; Adinetida; Adinetidae
Source: the annotation of a GenBank genome assembly
AUGACUACUUCAUCCGUCUGUUCCACAACUACCGAGAGACAUCGAAAUCCUGAGAACUAUGCUAUUAUUUGGCUUGAUGCUGAUUUCAGUGAUCAGAAUGACAUACAUAAAAGCGGAUUAGAACAACUUGAGAAUCUUGCUGGUCGGAUCGAAACAUUUACUGAAUCAAAUGAAUGCAUCGAUUUCAUCACACAAGAGCUUGAUACAAAACUUCUAUUGAUCGUAUCUGAUUCGUUUGGUACACAACUCAUUUCUAUGCUCGAUGAUAUGCCACAAAUACAAUCAGUUUACAUUUUCAGUACGAACAGUGAACCAUAUGUAUCAUGGACAAAAGAUUAUUCGAAAGUGAGAGGUAUCUAUAAAGAUAUCUUGUCCCUAUGUCAAAUUAUCAAACGUGACAUUCGAAUCAUUGAAUACAAUCUCACACCAAUCAGCAUAUAUUUAAGUCGUUCUUCUACAAAUGAUCAAAACACACUCGAUCCAACAUUUAUGUAUUGUCAAAUACUCAAAGAAAUAUUUCUCGAUAUGGAGUACGGAAAAGAAGCGAAACAAAACUUGGUUGAAUUAUGCAAGAAAGAAUAUGCUACUAGCAUCGUCGGCUUACGAGUUAUAGCGGAAUUUGAACGAGAUUAUGAUAAACAUACGCCAGUUUGGUGGUACACUCGAGACUGCUUUGUUUACCGAAUGCUUAACAAAGCAUUGCGAACUCAUCACAUUGAAGUGAUCAACAAAUUCGCAUUUUUUAUCAAAGAUCUACAUCGUCAACUUGAACAGCUUCAAGGAGAUCUUGGAUCUCAAUUAUUCACUGUUUACAGGGGACAAAGUAUGUUGAACCAAGAAUUUGAGAAUCUGCAGAAGAGUAUCGGUGGUCUUCUUUCAUUCAAUAAUUUUCUUUCAACGAGUACUGAUGAAACAGUAGCCCGUGGCUUUGCCUUACCUCUCUUGGAUAAUCCUGAUAUCAAAGCUCUAAUAUUUGUCAUUGUCGUUGAUCCAAAUAUUCGUUCAAGUCCGAUGGCAUCAUUGUUUGGUUUAAGUUCCAUCAACGAAGAAAAAGAAGUUCUUUUUGGUAUGAGUACAGUUUUUCGAAUUAAAGAAAUAAAGCAAGAAGAAAGUGGUCUUUGGCAUGUGCAUUUGACAUUGACGAACGACGAUGACCCACAGCUGACUGAAUUAACAGCUCAUCUGAGAGAAGAAGUGCGUGGUACACUGGGACUGGAUAGACUUGGACAAUUAAUGGCUGAAAUGGGCGAAUGGGAUAAAGCAAAAGAUCUGUAUCAAGAAAUUCUUAAUUUUACCAAUCAAGAAGACAAAGCUGGACUUGCGCACAUACAUCAUAUGUUGGGAUACAUUGAAGCAGGGCAAAGGCACUUUGAUAUAGCGCUUGAACAUUACGAAAAAUCCGUUAUGAACAGGCUCGGUCAAAACCCCAUGAAUGAUUCGUUGUUGGCCACAACAUAUUCGAAUAUCGGCGUUGUCUAUAGGAAUCUUGGUAAUUUCAGUCAAGCAUUGGAAUAUUUUCAACGAUCUCUUCAACUUACUUCCAAACACACGAGUCCAAAUAAGAAAGAUUUAGCAACUUUGCACAAUAAUAUUGGUGGUGUUUUUCAAGGAAAAGGCGAACUCGACAAAGCUCUCAAAAACUUUGAAAGAGCACUGGAACUCUUCCUUCAAUGUCUUCCAUCUACACAUUCCCAUCUUUCAACUAUAUACAACAAUAUUGGCUUUAUUUAUGCAACAAAGAAAAACUAUUCAAAAAGUCUAUUAAACUAUCAAAAAUGUUUAUAUAUAGAGGAACAUUCCCUUCCUUCAAUCCAUCCGUCCAUUGCACAUAGUCAUCGUAUGAUAACUGCAGCACUCUUCUAUCUUGGUCAGUACAAUGAUGCACUGCAACAUGCGAAUAAAGCACUCGAGAUUAGCCGUGCCUCAUUAACAGAAAAUCAUCAACAAACAAGAGAUGAUGAACAAUUCUGUGACUUUUUGAAAUCGAUGGUGGCAUAG